This is a messenger RNA of Neoarius graeffei (lesser salmon catfish), 10737 nucleotides long. RefSeq names its product calcium channel, voltage-dependent, N type, alpha 1B subunit, b (gene cacna1bb). Gene Ontology annotation, biological process: chemical synaptic transmission; calcium ion import across plasma membrane. The transcript has 48 exons. The record is from RefSeq and is a predicted model, not a curated record. The coding region runs from base 63 to 6857 and encodes 2264 amino acids. NCBI's taxonomy places the organism in Eukaryota, Metazoa, Chordata, Actinopteri, Siluriformes, Ariidae. Gene Ontology annotation, cellular component: neuronal cell body; voltage-gated calcium channel complex; membrane. Gene Ontology annotation, molecular function: high voltage-gated calcium channel activity.
ACACUUGAAAAAUUUCUUCUGAAGAAUUGGAUGCUAAGCCAAGUUCAGAUUAAUAAGAAAGAAUGACCAUGAGAGGAAAUGUACAGUCGAACUCCAAAUGGCUGGAAAGAAGAUCAAGUGUGGUUUAUGCUGCACGCUUGGUGACACUUAGAACAUGGCGGAUGCUGACACUGGGCGUGGAGUACAGCUCCUGGGCUCAAACCUCUGAGCUCUCUGACAGGCAGAAGAUGAGAAGGGUAGCAAUAGCUGACGUGUCUCGCACUGCUGCACUCACUGAGCCCAGUCAAACACAUGAAGAUGUUCAGAACGUGGAUCAGUCCAGCAGCUAUGACGCUGUUAUUGACCUGGAGAGGCCUGAUGACCUGAAGGGCACAGACAUUGUCAGCGCACAUGAGAUGUGUCAAGAUGAUGUCAAACUGUGGUGGAGCAGGAUUUUGGCCAAGGUGGGUUCAGACUUUGACCUGAGGACGCUGCGGGCCGUGCGAGUGCUGAGACCUCUUAAACUGGUGUCAGGAAUCCCUAGUCUACAGGUGGUGUUGAAGUCCAUAAUGAAGGCCAUGGUUCCUCUGCUACAGAUCGGCCUGCUGCUCUUCUUUGCCAUUGUCAUGUUCGCCAUUAUCGGAGUGGAGCUCUACAUGGGCAAGUUUCAGAAGGCUUGCUUCAAAUACAAGACAGAGGAGCUGGCAGAAGAUUACCCAUGUGGCUUGGAGGCUCCAUCUAGGCUGUGUCCCAAUGACACAGAGUGUAAAACAGGCAGGGCAUGGAAAGGACCAAACUAUGGCAUCACUAACUUUGACAACAUCUUGUUCGCCAUACUUACCGUCUUCCAGUGCAUCACCAUGGAAGGAUGGACCGAUAUCCUUUACCAUACCAAUGAUGCCUUGGGCAACACGUGGAACUGGAUGUACUUCAUCCCCCUCAUCAUCAUCGGCUCCUUCUUCAUGCUCAACCUGGUCCUGGGUGUUUUAUCGGGAGAGUUUGCCAAAGAAAGAGAGCGUGUGGAGAAGAGACAGGAGUUUCUGAAGCUACGUAGGCAACAACAAAUUGAGAGAGAGCUGACUGGCUACCUGGAGUGGAUCUGUAAGGCAGAGGAGGUGCUUCUGGCUGAGGAAGAUGAGAAUGCAGAAGAGAAGUCUCCACUGGACGGAGCGUGGUACAAGAGGAAACAGAACAACUCGGUGCUAAAAAGGGUCAAGGUCAAGAAGGGGAAGAAUGAUCUCAUCGGUGCUGAGGAGGGUGAGGAACACUUCACAGACAUUUCAUCAGUUGCAGCACCCCCUGGAUCUCCUUUUGCCCGAGUCAGCCUGAAAAGCAGCAAGAAUGAUAGCUCUUCGUACUUCCGUCGCAAAGAGAAACGGGUGCGCUUCUUUAUUCGCCGCAUGGUAAAAGCCCAAAGCUUCUACUGGAUUGUGUUGUGCAUAGUGGGACUGAACACGCUAUGUGUAGCCAUCGUUCACCGCGAACAACCUCUGGGGCUCACCCAAGCACUGUACCUGACCGAGUUUGUGUUCCUGGGUCUGUUUCUAUGUGAAAUGACUCUGAAGAUGUACGGCCUGGGGCCCAGGACCUACUUCCACUCCUCUUUCAACUGCUUUGACUUUGGGGUCAUCGUGGGGAGUAUAUUUGAGGUGGUGUGGGCAGCCAUUCAACCAGGAGCCUCUUUCGGUAUUAGCGUCUUGAGGGCUCUGCGCUUGCUGCGAAUAUUUAAAGUGACCAAGUAUUGGAACUCUUUGAGGAAUUUGGUGGUGUCUCUACUCAACUCAAUGAAAUCCAUCAUCAGCUUGCUAUUCCUCCUCUUCCUCUUUAUUGUGGUCUUUGCCUUGCUGGGCAUGCAGCUCUUUGGAGGACAGUUUAAUUUUGAGAACGAAACACCCACUACAAAUUUUAACAACUUCCCUGCUGCCAUAAUGACCGUCUUCCAGAUUUUGACAGGAGAAGACUGGAAUGCAGUGAUGUAUCAUGGGAUUGAGUCUCAGGGCGGUGUCCCAUUUGGGAUGUUCUCCUCUGUUUACUUUAUCAUUCUUACUCUCUUUGGAAACUAUACUCUUCUUAAUGUGUUCUUGGCUAUUGCUGUCGAUAACCUUGCCAAUGCUCAGGAGCUGACAAAGGACGAGGAGGAGCAAGAGGAGGCAGCUAAGAAAAGCAUAGCACUGCAGAAGGCUAUGGAGGUGAAGGAGGUCAGCCCGAUGUCAGCAGCUAACAUUUCCAUCGCAGCUUUUGUAAAGCAAAAUCGAGAUGUGCUCUCUCGCAGCUCCUCCGUCAGCAGUAUUCACUCACUGAGUUAUGUCUACACCCCUGUUCACCGCUUUGUGAGCAAGGAACAGCAGCGCUCUCUGCAGAAGAUGUCUGUCUGGGAGCAGCGCACUUCACAACUCCGUCGCCACAACCUGCGCAACAGCAGUGAAGCACUGUACAACGAGCUGGAGCCUGAGGAUCGGCUGCUCGUGUCCUCAGCACUACACCUGCGGCCUGAUAUGAAGGCGCACCAUGAUCGGCCUUUACUGGUGGAUAAAUCACACCUGCCAGAAGGCAGGGACGCCACGGAAGAGGCACCUCCACACAAACACCACCGGUGCCGUGGAGAGAACGGUGAGGCUGGAGAAGGACGCCGCCAUCGGCACCACCGCAGUAGUGAACACAGAGGGCACCAGGAUGGAGGGCGUAGGAACCAGGCAGAGGAUGGUGAUGAUGGGGAGCACCGUCACCACCAUUCUCACCGGUCCCGAGAAACUAAUGAUGAUGGCACUAAUGGAGCAAAAGGUGAUGGAAAUCUAAGAGGGCACAGAGAGGGUGAAGCAGGGAAUGGUGAGAGGAGGAGACAUCGGCCUCGCAUCAAAGCCCAAUCCACGAUUGGCAAGGAGGAGAACAGAGACAACAAAGAGAGAGAUACACCAAGCCACAGGGACAAGUUUAUGGAUGCAGAGGGUGAUGGUUUAAGCUCAAAUCCUGCUCCAUCUCUGACUGAGAGACAAGAGGACUCGGACAACCUAAAAAACAGCAUCAAGGCUAGAUCAACUGCAGUCAGCAUCCCUGUUACCAUCACUGCCCCACCAGGAGAGACCACUAUCAUUCCCAUGAAUAACAUAGAUGGUGAGAGCCUUCUCCUGAAUGAGGAAAAGAAGGAUCUGGAUGAGCUGAAUCAGAAUGCUCCCAAACACAUCUUACCCUACAGCUCCAUGUUUGUGUUUAGUCAGACCAAUCCCAUACGAAGGUUUUGUCACUAUGUGGUGAACUUGCGCUACUUUGAGAUGUGCAUUCUGGUGGUGAUUACCAUGAGCAGCAUUGCACUCGCUACAGAGGACCCUCUGGACAUUGAUGUUGUUCGGAAUACUGUGCUAAAAUAUUUAGAUUACAUCUUCACUGGUGUGUUCACAUUUGAAAUGGUGAUCAAGAUGAUUGACCUCGGGCUGCUUCUCCACCCUGGUUCCUACUUCAGAGACCUGUGGAAUAUUCUGGACUUUAUUGUGGUCAGCGGUGCCCUGGUGGCUUUUGCCUGCUCAGGGAACAACGGCAAGGACAUCAACACCAUCAAAUCCCUCAGGGUUCUCCGAGUGCUCCGGCCUCUGAAGACCAUCAAAAGGCUACCUAAACUCAAGGCGGUGUUUGACUGUGUGGUGAACUCUCUGAAGAAUGUUCUCAACAUCCUCAUUGUCUACAUCCUCUUCAUGUUCAUCUUUGCUGUUAUCGCUGUGCAGCUCUUCAAGGGAAAGUUCUUCUACUGCACAGAUGAAUCUAAAGCUUUUAAGAAGGACUGCAGGGGUCUGUUUCUGGAUUACGAUGGAGACAAUGUGGAAGCCAAACCACGUGAAUGGAAGAAGUACGAUUUUCAUUAUGACAAUGUGCUAUGGGCUUUCCUCACUCUCUUCACCGUUUCCACAGGAGAGGGUUGGCCGAUGGUGCUGAAACACUCUGUAGAUGCCACUUAUGAAGACCAAGGACCAAGCCCAGGGUUCCGCAUGGAGACGUCCAUCUUUUACGUGGUCUACUUUGUGGUCUUCCCGUUUUUCUUUGUCAACAUUUUCGUAGCCUUGAUCAUCAUCACAUUCCAGGAGCAAGGGGACAAAGCUAUGUCUGAGUGCACCUUGGAGAAGAAUGAGCGGGCGUGCAUUGACUUUGCCAUUAACGCCAAGCCCCUGACUCGCUACAUGCCCCAGGAUAAACAGUCCUUCCAGUACAAGAUGUGGAAGUUUGUGGUUUCAACUCCAUUUGAAUAUUCCAUCCUGACUAUGAUUGCAAUCAAUACUGUGGUUCUCAUGAUGAAGUUCAGUUCGGCUUCGAAGCCUUACGAGGACAUGCUGAAGUGGCUGAACAUCAUCUUCACUGCCCUCUUCACCCUGGAAUGUAUCCUGAAGAUCAUCGCUUUUGGCCUGCUGAACUAUCUGAGGGAAGCCUGGAACAUAUUCGACUUUGUAACAGUACUGGGCAGUAUCACUGACAUCCUGGUCACUGAAAUAAAGCAGAACAAGCUGAUCAACCUUAGCUUCCUGAGGCUGUUUCGAGCUGCUCGACUCAUCAAGCUCCUGAGGCAAGGCUACACCAUCCGUAUCCUGCUCUGGACCUUUGUCCAGUCUUUUAAGGCACUGCCCUAUGUGUGUCUCCUCAUUGCCAUGCUUUUCUUUAUCUACGCCAUCAUUGGGAUGCAGGUGUUUGGGAACAUCAGGUUAAAUGAAAAAUCAGCAAUUAACCUUCACAACAACUUCCAGACCUUCUUUCAGGCACUCAUGCUACUCUUUAGGAGUGCCACGGGUGAGGCAUGGCAUGAGAUUAUGCUGUCGUGUUUGGGUGACAAGGAUUGUGCCGAGCCCCCACCUUCCAGUGGGAAAAAGUGUGGCAGUGAUUUUGCAUACUUCUAUUUUGUCUCCUUCAUCUUCCUCUGCUCGUUCCUGAUGCUGAAUUUGUUCGUGGCUGUUAUCAUGGACAACUUUGAGUACUUGACACGAGAUGCUUCCAUCCUUGGACCUCACCAUCUGGAUGAGUUCAUCCGUGUCUGGGCGGAUUACGACCCUGCUGCCUGUGGAAGGAUACGCUAUAUGGAUAUGUACAAUUUGUUACGUGUCAUUUCGCCCCCUCUUGGUUUAGGAAAGAACUGCCCUAAUAGGGUGGCAUACAAGCGCUUGGUGAGGAUGAACAUGCCUAUUGCUGAUGACAACACAGUCCACUUCACGUCCACGCUGAUGGCUCUCAUACGCACUGCCCUGGAUAUCAAACUGGCAUCAGGUGCUCUUGCCCAGCGUCUCUGUGAUGCUGAUUUGAGGAGGGAGAUUAAUAAAGUGUGGCCCAGCCUGUCAUCAAAAACUGUGGACUUGCUGGUAACACCUCAUAAACAUAACGACCUGACAGUUGGGAAAGUGUAUGCUGCGCUCAUGAUCUUUGAUUACUACAAGCAGAACCGGGCCAAAAGACUCCAGGAGCAGCAGCCCACUUCAGGAGCGCUGAGUAAAAUGGGGUCUCUCUUCAAGCCCAUGUUGCCCCUCACCCACAUACAUGAACAAGAACCAUCGGUCAAGAGCGCCAAACUGCCACCUCCUCCUCAAACUGAUUCAUCUCCACAUCCAGAACUCCCGCCCACAAACCCUCUCUUGACCAAUGGGGAGCCAGUAAAAAGCAGUACCAUGAAGAAUUCUCCUUCGGCAGAGACACUUCAGAAGGGCAGGAAUUCUGUCCAUUCAACGGAUGUACCGGUACCAAAAACUGAAUCUCAGGAAUUAGUAGAGAUGAUGGAUAUGGAGAAUAAUUCUGAUGUAGGGGGCUUCUCCGCACUGGAGGGCCACGGGAGGGCAGCUUCAAUGCCCAGACUUAGUGCAGGCUUCCAGCGGAGCCAGUUGCGCCACACCACCGGGAUAUACCUAGCACCCAUCAUGGAUGGCAGUCCCAUGCGGCGCUCAGCUUCCUCUUUGGCUUCUCAGAGAGGAGGGAUAGAGUUGAAUUUGAAGGAAUAUAUGUUGGAACGUCCCCCAGCAGCACAGACUCAGGAGAAAGAGAGAGACAGAGCGCACCAACAUCAUCAUCAUCAUCGAUGUCACCGCCGCAGAGACAAGAAGCAUAAAUCCCUGGACCGAGCUAUCAGUGAGGAACAGCCUAGCUCUGUGGAUCCAAUGGUGGACCUGAGCAAUGAGCAGCAGGAUCGAGGGCGUGAAUGGGAAAAAGACCGAGGUCGCUCUCAUGACAGGAAGCACCACUCAUCCUUGGUCACUGACAGAAAGCAGCGUUACUACUCCUGCGAUCGCUAUGGGAACAGAGAACACUGUCACAGCCGAUCACCUGGACCAAGCAGAUCCACAUCACCUGGAGAUCCGCAAGAACCCAACAGAUUCAAAACGGGUGUUAACUCAGCUAAGGGCAGCCCAGUGGUCUUCACAUCAGGCUCCAGUACACCGAGCCGUGGAAGGAGACAGCUCCCUCAGACACCGCUAACCCCAAGGCCUGCAGUGGCCUUUAAAUCUACCAGCUCCUCCCCACUGCAGAUGGCUGUCACCCGCUCAUCCGGGCCAGUCCCUAUCUACCUGAGCCGAGGGCAGUCAGAGCACGACGCCCUGCUCGGCAUCACUCACCAACCAUCUCCUGUGCCUGUCACUCGGAUCGGAUCUGACCCCAACCUCGGCCCCCUGCAGCGAGACCCCCACCUGUCAGAGGCCGAAGAUUUCCACGAUGCUUUGAGCACCUACAGCUCAGGACGUUUUCCAAGGACAGUCUCUGCCACCCAUUCGUCCACUGCAGCGGUGCCGUCCAUGCUUCAGCAGAGCCGGAGUGGAGUGCCUAAUGGGUACCACUUCACCCUGGGCGUCAAUGCAUCUCUGGGCUCCAGUGCCAGGAUUUCCCCAAGCUAUCAGGAUACAGAGAAAGAUGACUGGUGUUGACGAAAUGGUGACCAGUAUAUGUCUUAAAUGUGUCUUUAAAAAGUGCAGGAUGAGUUUUAUCAUCUUUGCCUCAAGAUAAUCAUACAUUUGGGCCAUGUGUGUGUGCAGAGAGUGGAAACUUGAAGAGAUCUACAAGACAGGAUGAGUUAUUAAUUUUUUCAUGAAUGUGGCACCAUGAAAUUCCCUCUUGUUGAGACGGUUCUCUCAACACAGAUUGUGAAAAUAUGAGUUCCAUGAUGAAUUCGAUAACCCAAGGUGAGCUUUUUCUGCCACUGAAGAGGAGGAAUAGUUCAGCUACGUCCUCAGCGCUAGCAAACGCUGCCCUCCGCUCUCUGGAAUCAUAUUAAUAGGGCUAAAUUCGGCAGAGGGCAGAGAGAUACAGCCAUGUUUGAUUCGAAAGCACAAUCUAUAAUGAAAGUGCAGGACUUCUGCUCGUCUAUAUGGUAUUGUUAAGAACCUCUUUAGUUCUUCAAAAAGGUUAUACAUCCUUGGUUUUGUCCGAACGUCUUCGUCUUAACAGUUGUUUCCCUACUGCUGCUUUAUACUGUUUCUUCCUCUUGCAAGUGGCACAGAUAAAAUGCUCCUGGUAGCUUAAAAAAAAAAAAAGCCAAAUUGUAAUUAGUUUUAUAAGCGAUUGCAGUAGAGUGGGCAUCUUUUCACAGUGUUACUUUUUGUACCUUGUACAUGAAGUGUGUAGCUGGGUGUCUUGUAAAGUCUACUUGUUUUUUUUUUUUUUUAAUACUCUAUUACCCUCAAGUGGUAAAAUACCAAGUGCCUAACCUUUGAGGUUACUUACUGUAUGGGUAUAAUGUAUCAUGAGGCAUUAUAACCUUAUAACCUGAGAAAGGCAAAUACUGGAUACUGUACACUGUAGGUAAAAUGUCACAGAUCUUUGUUCCUUCUAUGUAUCAUAGCAUGUUAUGAAGACCGAGAUUAUGGCGUUGCACAAAAGAGAGAAUAUAUACUAAUGUAUGAAGUAUUUAAGACACGUGAGCAAGUAAUGUGUAAACUGCAGGGGCGAUAGCAUCAACAACGUAGCUUCGAGAAGGUACUGUAACCACGACCGACAGACAAUUAAAUGACGUUGAAAUAAUUUUCACUACGUCUGAACUGAAUGCAUGUUAGGAGUUUCUACACUUGGUGUUCGUGUUGUUGUAACAUUGCAGUGUGUGAUGUGCAUUUUAUUUUGCCAAAGAGUACAUGGUGAGCUCUUGCCUUUCUAGUACUAGACUGAAUUCAUUACAUGGAGUCAAGAAAGACUUGACAUGAUUUGGUAGGAAGAAUAAAUGACAUGAUAUAUAUUUCACUAUACAUUUAUUUCACUACGAUAUAUCUUUAUUUCAUGAUACGCGAAGUCAUGUACAGUUUGAUCAUGCUAUCAAAAUGAACAUAAUUGCUGAAUCCUUUCUUAGUAAACAAGGAAGAUGUGGUUCUUUGGUAAUAGUGAGUGAUUUUGAUAGCUUCCAAACACCUCAUCAUUGUUUAAGACAAAAUGAUGUUUAUUUCUAACACACACACUAGCAAAGACACUUUAAUAGGAACACCUGGACGUGCAUGCAGUUUUCCAAUCAUGUGGCUGCAGCAUGAUGCAUAAAAUAAUGCAAUACAGGUCAAGUUAAUGUUCAUAUCAAAUAUCAGCUGGGGGGGGGACUUGAUCUCAGCAACUUUGAUUGUAGCUUGGUGAUUGGUACUGGUUUGAGUAUUUCAGAAACUGUUGAUCCCAUGGGAUUUUCAUGCACAACAGUCUCUAGAACUGACACAGAAUAGUUAAAAUAAUAUCCAGUAAAUGAGUUCUGUAAAUGGAUAUGUCUUGUUAAUAAGAGAGGUCAGAGGGACUUGACUGGUAACUCAAAUGAGCAGCAAAAGCAUCUCAGAACACACAACAUGGCAAACCAUGAGGCAACUGGGCUACAAAAGCAGAAGACCACAUCACAUUCCACUCCCGUCGGACAAGAACAGGAUCCUGAAGCUACAGUUGGUACAUAAUGAAACUAGACAGCUGAAAAUUGGAGCAACAUUGCCAAGGAUUUCAACUAUCCAGGAAUGCUGGAGCCUCAGGUUAAUGUUCUUGGCUGACAGGAGUGGAACCUGAUGUGGUUUUCUGCUGUUCUAUUCCCAUCAACCCCAAGGUUUUGGUUAUUUUGCAUUCUGAGAUGCUUUUCUGCUCAGUGUGGUUGUAAAAAGUGAUUGUUCGAGUUACUAUAGCCUUCUUGUCAACUCAAACCAGUUUGGUCAUUCUACUCUGAGCUUUCUCAUCAGCAUGGCAUACCCAUCAACCCAUAGAAAUGUUCUCACUGUCAUUCUGUGUAAACUCUUGAGAGUCUUUUCUUCUUUCAGCUGCUCCAUUAGGGAGAAGCCACAGUGGAUCUUAGCACUGGUUUUACACCAGAUGCCCUUCUUGACGCAACCCUCCUCAAUCUAUCCGGGCUUGGGACCGGCACUGAGUAUGCACACUGGCUUGUGCAAUCCCAGUGGCUGGAUCAUUUUUUGAACUGUGGGAGGAAACCAGAGCACCCAAAGGAAACCCAUGCAGACACAGGGAGAACAUGCAAACUCCACACAGAAAGGCCCCCAUCGGCCUUGAGAUUCGAACCAGGAACCUUCUUGCGGUGAGGCAACAGUGCUAACCACUGCACCACCCUGUUGUGCAUGAAAAUCUAAGGAGAUCAGCAGUUUCUAAAAUCCUCAAACUACCUCAACUGCCACUAACAACCAUGCCAUUGGUUCAAGUCACUGAGAUCACGUGUUUCCCCAUUCUGAUGUUUGAUGCGAACAUUAACUGAAGCUCUUGACCUGUACUGUAUCUGCAUGAUUUUAUACAUUGCAUUGCUGCCACAUGAUUGGCUGGAUAAUUAAUGAGCAGGAGUGCCGGUGUUCCUAAUAAAGUUGUCGAUGUGUGUCGAUGGUAUUUCUCGGACAAGCUUCCUGUGUCCUGUAAGUGCAGGGAUGAGAUGACUGUUGAGAAACAGUACAGUAGGGCUAUGCAACAAGGCGACACUUUAUAAUCACUCUUCAUCCUCUGUAGCUAUAUCUCCUGGACUCUACAGAUCUCAGACCAAGACAAUUCUGUUCAGUUUAUACAUUAAAGUGAUGAAUGCUGUACGUGACAUGAAGUUUAUUAGAAAUGCAGCGAGGCCAAGUAGCUGUUAACAAGUAUAUAAACAGGACAAAUGCAUGCCAUUGUCCUGUCCUCAAAAGUGAAUUUGAAUUUGUGUUGUUCACCUCAGUACAGUCCAUAAAGUGUUUUCAUUCAAAUUCAUAACUGGUGGAUGAUUUAAAGAUUUUUUUUUCCCUCAACAAAUCAACCUCACACUGAUCCACCUUUUGACCACGUUUUACUUUCUAUUCUCCCUUUCGGAAGGGGAGAUGCGAUUUGUGCACCGAGUACAUCUGUAAGCCAUUCCUAUGAAAAAAAUCUACAAAUAAUUCUUAUAAUCAAACUUUCUGUCAGGUGCCAAAUUGAACAUAGCACCAUUUUCUCGUCCUCAUACUGUACCUUGUUCAGUUGACCUGUGGACAUUGUGUUAUGUUUGCAUGUUCCGAUGACAUGUGCAUGUACAAAUAUAUGUUUGACAUAUUUUAUGUUCGAUUCCUAUGAAGGGUUCACUGCCUUUUUUAUACAGUCUUCAAUAAAAUAAAAAAAACCUGUGUUUGUGGGAGUAAAUUAGAGAAACUCAUUGUAGACCUUUUGUGUAAAAGAGGUGUUGAACAAAAGAGAAAAUUACAUUCAGGCUAUGAAAGCAUGGGACUAAACUAAAGUUUUUAAGCAGAUCAGACACCACCACUGUUCAUCAACUGUCUGCUUAUUUACCAUUCAUUACCAUUUUGUACCACUUAACUGAAAAGAGAAUAUACAAAAAUAAAAUCAUUAAUUUAAAAA